AUGCUCGGACUCCAGGAUGGGAGACCCGAGGAGGUCGAUCGCUGCAGCCCUUGGCUGGAUACGUCAAGCUUGAGUGGGCUGACGGCUGGUGGGCCUCGCGGCCUGGCACAUUCCAAUGACAAGAUGACGGGCAUCUUCUGUUAUCACGGACAGCACGUUAAAGAGGGCAAGAUCGCCGAGCAGCACCGACGACCGGGCUGGCUCAAUGUGACACAAAACCCCAAAGCCCCAACGGGCCAGGAGCCGAUCGAUCCUGGCUUCGGGAUAUUACUGACGAUCGAGUCUCCACCAUUCGUUCAUCUCGACUGGAUCUGGACACGGAGGGGGUGUUCGUCGCACUUCAUCGGAAGCUACCAGAUCCAGUCUAACCCACUACUCACUAGCCGACUCCAGCGCCCACGCUACGUCCACCCUCUGGACCCGCGCCCCACUCGCCGGGCCGCUGCUGUCAUUUCCAAGUCUGACGGGUUUUGCAAGCUAGGGAAGAGAAUCUGCCAGGUUUAA
Penicillium lagena is the source of this 504-nucleotide messenger RNA. RefSeq lists its product as uncharacterized. NCBI's taxonomy places the organism in Eukaryota, Fungi, Ascomycota, Eurotiomycetes, Eurotiales, Aspergillaceae. The coding region runs from base 1 to 504 and encodes 167 amino acids. The transcript is spliced from 2 exons. The record is from RefSeq and is a predicted model, not a curated record.